CCAGCCUAACCCAGCCCAGCCUAGCCCAGCGCGGAGGGAGAGGGCGGCGGCGCCGUAGCCCCCGGCCCGGCGGGACCCCGGCCCAGCCUGGCUGAAAGCACCAGGUUACCUUUUUCGGCAUCGCUGCUGAGAGCACGGGCAGACAAGCAAAGUGAUUGACUUCCCAGGCGUGCCAAGUCAGUGCUCGUCGGUGCCCAAACUCGCUCUGCGUGUCCUCCGGGUCCCCUUGGCAGCCAGUGAUGACCGAUGCGGUGGUGGGUGGCAGCUCUGACCAGUGGAUGUGCCGCGGUGACAGGACCAUGUCUCUCCGGGCCGGGCUCCCCGCAGGCUGGGCAGCGCGGGGUGGCCAGCCCGACCGGCAGCGCAAGGGUGAGGAGCUGACAGAUGAGGAGAAGGAGAUCAUCAACCGAGUCAUUGCCCGGGCCGAGAAGAUGGAGGAGAUGGAGCAGGAGCGCAUUGGGCGACUCAUGACCCGGCUGGAGGACAUGCGCCGCAGUGUGCUGGGGGACGGGGUGAACCGCUGCAUCCUCUGUGGGGAGCAGCUGGGGCCGCGGGGAUCCGCCUGCGUCGUCUGCGAGGAUUGCAAGAAGAACGUCUGCACCAAGUGCGGGGUGGAGACCACCAACAGCCGGCCCCACACCAUCUGGCUCUGCAAGAUCUGCAGCGAGCAGCGGGAGGUGUGGAAGCGCUCCGGUGCCUGGUUCUUCAAGGGUUUGCCCAAGCAAGUGCUGCCCCAGCCAAUGCCCGUCAGCAAGAACAAGGGACCCCAAGCCCUGAGCGAGCCCAGCCCGUCGGAGCCGCCCACCCAGGACCCGCAACUCCCCUCCCGCGCGCCCACCCGAGGCAGCGAUGCAACGGCGGCUGCCCGGGGCAGCUACGCAGCGCCUGGUCGCAAGCCGGCUGAGGGCAGACCGGGCCCGUGCGGCAGCGAGCACACCGGCGGGGAGGUCGACAGCCGCGACUACACUGCCGAGAGCGGGGUCAGCAGGAGCCCCGGCGUGAAGCGGACCAACUCCCUGCAAGCCCCGCGUCCGCCCCCACCAGCUGCUGCCGGCCCCGCUCCUGGUCCUGGUCCAGCAGCACCCCCAGCACCAGCGGCAGUGGCAAGACCGGGUCCCAGGGCAACUGGCCAGUUCCUGGAAAGACAAGCGAGCCCGCCGCUGGGACCCCCAGAGCCAGCCCGCGCCACUGCCAGGGAGGAGCGAGGAGGGGGCUAUGCUGUGCCCCCAGCCAGAGAGGAGAGGCCAGCCCGGCAGCCCCCCGCCUUCCCGCAGUCUCCCGCCAUCCCACCAGCGCCUGCUGCCCCGCUGCGGCAGCCGCCCCAGGAGGAAGAGGAGGAGGACGCCAACAGCUAUGACUCUGAUGAAGGCACUACGCUGGGAGCGCUGGAGUUCAGCCUGCUCUAUGACCAGGAGAACAGCUCCCUGCACUGCACCCUCAUCAAGGCCAAAGGCUUAAAGCCAAUGGACUCAAACGGCCUGGCGGAUCCCUACGUCAAACUGCACCUCUUGCCUGGAGCCAGCAAGUCAAAUAAGCUGAGAACGAAGACACUGCGCAACACCCGUAACCCUGUGUGGAAUGAGACCCUGGUGUACCACGGCAUCACAGAUGAGGACAUGCAAAGGAAAACCCUCAGGAUCUCUGUGUGUGAUGAAGACAAAUUUGGCCACAAUGAGUUUAUUGGAGAAACUAGAGUUUCCUUGAAAAAACUCAAAGCCAAUCAGAAAAAGAACUUCAACAUCUGCUUGGAGAGAGUAAUACCAAUGAAGCGUGCUGGAACAACUGGCUCAUCCCGUGGGAUGGCACUGUACGAAGAAGAGGUGGAUCGUGGCGGGGAUGUGGAGGAGCGUGGGAAGAUCCUAGUGUCCCUCAUGUACAGCACCCAGCAGGGUGGCCUGAUUGUCGGCAUCAUACGCUGCGUGCAUUUAGCAGCCAUGGAUGCCAAUGGAUACUCAGACCCUUUUGUUAAACUUUGGCUGAAACCUGACAUGGGCAAAAAGGCUAAACACAAGACACAGAUUAAGAAGAAAACAUUGAAUCCUGAGUUUAAUGAGGAGUUUUUCUAUGAUAUAAAACACAGCGAUCUGGCCAAGAAGUCACUGGACAUUUCUGUCUGGGAUUACGACAUCGGAAAAUCGAAUGAUUACAUUGGCGGCUGUCAGCUCGGCAUUACAGCUAAGGGGGAGCGCUUGAAACACUGGUAUGAAUGUUUGAAGAACAAGGACAAGAAGAUUGAACGCUGGCACACCCUCCAAAAUGAGAACCACGUUGCUAGUGAUUAAAGGGAGCUGCUGCUCAAACCUCCCUAACUGGCCCAUCCUCCUCCAAGCCCCUGUAGGUCUCUGAUGUCUGUCUUCCAGCACAGUCAUGCCUUGCUACACACCUCUGGUUCCAGGGCAGCAACACUCUUCUGCCUUUUCCAAGCAUCUUCUGUGACCUGUUCUCACUCCCACCUGAAAACUAACCCAGAUUUUUUCUAUUCACUUCCUUUGGGGUUUUUUUGGGGGGUCAUUGGAUUAUCCUGGUGUGUAAUUUUGUCAAGCAAUAGUUACCCUCUGACUGUUCCUCUUUCUCACUAGUCUCACGCACGCCGUGAUAGCCUGUCUGUUGUAUGUGUGAUGCUCUAUGUUCCUCCAGCUGCCACUCGCGUGGCUCGUCCCAUCACACCAGCUCGUGGCUCCUUUGUCUCCCAGUGGGAUGUGUGGCCACCGGCCUGGCUGUGCUCUUGUCCGGCAUGGGGGCGGUUGAGCGCUGGUGUCCGAGCAUCGGCCCGUUCUGCUUGCGUGAUAUUGAUACCUCAGUUGCAAUAAUGAAAAAGCUGUUUGGCUUUGGUGUGGGUCGUAACCGUAGCCUGGUAUCUGUGUUGUCGUGAUUAGGCAAAAGCCUGUGUCACUGAUAUAAUCCUGCGAGUCCUGCUUGAGCUUUAGUUCUGACUUGGUACAUUUGAGCAAUAUUGUGGUACAUCCUUUGCUGAGAAGAUCCACCAAUAAUACAAUAACAAUAAUGAGAAAUAGGGAGCCACUCUGUGCUCGCAGGGAAACAGAGAUUUGGGUUGGUUCGUGUUCGUUUCCAGCCGCCACGUGCGGUUCCUUUCUCCUGAGGAACUUGCGCACUCCGUUUGCUGUAGGAGCACACCCAUGUUUCAAGCUUGUGACUACCUCCUCUUCACGUCCUAGCUGCAUAGUAGUGACUAGCUGAACCCUGAGGGCAGCCCCUGACCCUCCUCAGACUAUCCUUUCUGUUGCUGACUGUUUGCCAUGCCACAUGCAGGAGGGAAGCUGAGGGAGAAGAUACUUCCCACCAACUAGCCGCUAUGUGCAAGGACCAUUGCUUUAAAACACCAUGAAUACUGAAAUUAGCUGAAACAGAGGUCUUCCAACUUUUUUUUUCUUUUUGUCUCAAAUCUGCACAAGAACCGUUGUCUUCAACCUGCACUUUAAUGAUGGGCUGGAGGUGUUCAAUUUGUUCUCAACAGCAGGAGAGUCACAACACUUUCAGGCUGAUGCUGGUCGGGUUUGGUACCAUUUGCUGUCUCUGGACAGCCUCAAGCAUAGCAAUGUUGAUAGCAGCACAAUAAGCACUACUGGAUUAUAUUGUUGGUCAGCUACACUCUGCACAUGUGGUAUGAAACAUGAACCUCAGCCCCCUCAGUUCACACUGUCAUCCCAUGACUUCCCUUGCAACCCGCUGCUGUAGUCUGCUGGCAUGCUGUCAUGUGGCAUGUUCUCAAUUCAGCUGUACUGCGGAGCUGAAUUUUGAAUUGGAUGAGUUACUUUCCUGUUCUUGAUUUUCCCCCUCCACCCUUUCCCCAGCGGAAUUUGCUCUGAGCACUGACUUGCGAUGAACGUCUCUCCAGGGCUGUGAUUUCUGCAGCUGGUGGGGCCUGCGUGCUGAGCGAUGCUAACAUUGCCGUGUGACGGUAACACCUCUGUGUGCCGAGCGGUGCUGUGGCGUGCAGAGCAGCCCAGCCAGCUCAGGGCUUGCGUUCCCAUGGAGGGCUGGUUUUCCCCGCCAGCCCUGGCUGGGUGCUGCCAACACAUUGUACUCUGCUGUCCACCAGGAGCCACCCUUGGAGCAAGGAUUGAGGAAGUAAACCUAAACCAGCCUGGGCUUCCUCUGCUGCUUUCAGCUGGAGCUGGGGCAGCUCUUCCACUGCCCCAGACUGUGUCCUGUGGCAUGGCCACUGAGAUGAGAGGUGCUUGGGCAUGACGCAUGGGAGAGGAUGCCCUGAAAAUGGCUUUCCUCUCCUUUUCAUGCAGUUCUUGAUUCCGCACCAGUAACUGCUGCCCUCAGGAUGGGCUGUGCAGAGGACCCAGACUGCAAUGACCUGGUUCUUUUGGGUUGUUUCUUUCUGUGUCUGGUGCUGCCUUGUGCAGCUGUGCCAGGGCCCUCGCUGCUCCAGGCAGAGGUUGUUCAGCUGUAGAAUACUGCUGUUAUCUCUUCUAGAGCGAUGGAGCUGGCCAAAACCUUUGCACGGCCCUUGCCUAUACCUCUUGGAGCAGCAGUUGGGCACAGUGCCCUUCUGAACUAUGCUGGGAAAAUGGGUGGCUGGGGAUGAAAUUACCUGUAAAAACAAAACAAAAAAAAAGAAAACAAAAGAAAAUGUAAGCAAUUCCUUAAUUUAUUCCAGUCCUGCAGCAGCCCAGCCUUUUUUGUGUGUGCAGAACAACUACAUUAAGGUUGCCUUUAUCCUGUCCUGUAUUGACAUUGUCUGCUCACCUUGCUUUCCCUUCAGACAAACGCUACUCCAAUCAUCUCUUUGCACCCAAAAAAAUUAAAUGCAGCUUACCGAUCCCCCUCUCGGUAUUGUGCAAACCACAGUCCUCAUCUCUGUUUGCCACCUUCUUCUCAGUUUUUCUGAUGGUAAUUUCUGCCCUGAAUGACUACUUUUCGUUGUAAAUAAAGCAUGCACAUAUGGAUUGGGAAUGGUGCAAAAAGAAAAAAAGCCUCUUCUAGUGCUGUUUGCAUUCAAACUUGCAUGCAGUGAUUUUACAGCAAAAUAUCAGUUUACAACUAUUAAGAGAAAAAGAAAAUGUUACACAGGAACUAGAAGUACUCCAGUCUUCCGCUGCAUGCAGCACAACAUCUUCUCUUGAUGUGGUAUCUAAUAAAGUGAGACUAUUGGAAAAGAAAAAAAAA
This is a messenger RNA of Phalacrocorax carbo (great cormorant), 5139 nucleotides long. The record is from RefSeq and is a predicted model, not a curated record. NCBI's taxonomy places the organism in Eukaryota, Metazoa, Chordata, Aves, Suliformes, Phalacrocoracidae.